This is a messenger RNA of Ustilaginoidea virens, 1326 nucleotides long. RefSeq lists its product as uncharacterized. Lineage: Eukaryota; Fungi; Ascomycota; Sordariomycetes; Hypocreales; Clavicipitaceae. The coding region runs from base 1 to 1326 and encodes 441 amino acids. The record is from RefSeq and is a predicted model, not a curated record. Gene Ontology annotation, molecular function: flavin adenine dinucleotide binding; 3-methylbutanoyl-CoA dehydrogenase activity. The transcript has 2 exons. Gene Ontology annotation, biological process: L-leucine catabolic process.
AUGGCCACGCCCGUCGUCGGUCUGAGAGCUCUGGCCACCGCGGCGGCUCGCCCGACCGUUCGUCGGCCGCUGCGGCCCGCGGCCGUCGUCUCGCUCACGUCCCCCCCCGCGCGGCCUCACUCGUCCGCCGCGCGCAGCAAGCACCGCCCGCACCACCCGCUGGGCUUCGAGCCCCCCACCAGCCAGGACCUGGAGGAGCUGCGGGAGCGCGUGCAGGACUUCACGCGGCGCGAGAUGCCCGAGGAGCUGGCGGCGCGCACGGACCGGACCAACGCCUUCCCCAGCCACCUGUGGGAGAAGCUGGGCGAGGCGGGCCUGCUGGGCGUGACGGCCGACGAGGAGGUGGGCGGCCUCGGCAUGGGCUACCAGGCGCACGCCGUCGUCAUGGAGGAGCUGUCGCGGGCGUCCGGGUCCGUCGGGCUCAGCUACGCGGCCCACUCGCAGCUGUGCGUCAACCAGAUCCAGCUCAACGGCACGGCGGAGCAGCGGCGGCGCCACCUGCCGGCCCUGGUGUCCGGGCGGGCCGUGGGCGCGCUGGCCAUGUCCGAGGCCGGCGCCGGCAGCGACGUGGUCGGCAUGCGCACGUCGGCCACCCGCGUCGACGGCGGCUACCUGCUCAACGGGUCCAAGAUGUGGAUCACCAACGGGCCCGACGCGCACCUCGUCGUCGUCUACGCCAAGACGGAGCCGGCCCGCGGCGCGCGCGGCAUCACCGCCUUCCUCGUCGACGCCCGCACCCCCGGCUUCCGCUGCGCCCGCAAGCUCGACAAGAUGGGCAUGCGCGGCAGCAACACGGGCGAGCUGGCCUUUGACAACGUCCUGGUGCCCGACGACGCCGUGCUGGGCCAGGUCGACGGCGGCGUCGCCGUCCUCAUGCAGGGCCUGGACCUCGAGCGCCUGGUCCUGUCGGCCGGCCCGCUGGGCCUCAUGCAGGCCGCCCUCGACGUGGCCCUGCCCUACGCCCACCAGCGCCGCCAGUUCGGCGCGCCCGUCGCCCACAACCAGCUCGUCCAGGGCAAGCUGGCCGACAUGUACACCAAGCUGCAGGCCGCGCGGGCCUACACCUACGCCACGGCCAAGGCCGUCGACGAGCAGGGGCUCAUCCGCACCCAGGACUGCGCCGGCGCCAUCCUGUACGCCGCCGAGCGCGCGACCGAGUGCGCCCUGGACUGCAUCCAGCUGCUGGGCGGCAUGGGCUACGUGGAGGAGAUGCCGGCAUCGCGGCUGCUGCGAGACGCCAAGUUAUACGAGAUCGGCGCCGGCACAUCCGAAAUCAGACGCAUGGUCAUCGGCCGCGCUUUCAACAAGCAAUACGCCAGCGCUUGA